GUGUGUGUGUUCUGUGCCAUCAUACAAUAACAGUGCUCUAAAAGCCCAUUCUCACCAUAGCAACCUCAGAUGAACAUAAAACACUUGAUGAACAAUAUCAGAGGGGGUGGAAAGACCGGAUUUACAUGUAUGACACCCUGAGAAAUCUGUUCAACAGCACAGUGGAGAGAAGCAAGACGUCAUGGAGUAACUGGCACUCACAGGUAACUUCUCUGUCUUGUUUCCAGUGAACUGAGUUGGAUGGAUCUGCAAAUUCAUACGCUUAUCUCUGGCUACCCUCCUGCCAUGGCCCACGCAGGCCCAGAGGUGCACUGGAGAUGGUUGGAGCUCCAUGACUCUGUGUCCAUGGUGUCUGUGGAGAGGAAGUUCCGGACAGCUGCGGGAACAAGACAGUGGAGGAUCCACCGACGACCCAAACCCAGGCACUCUCUCUUGGAUGAGCGCAGGCUGCACUAUGCCGCUUGGCAGGGUUGUCUGGAGCAAGUCAGGGCCAUGCUGGGACAUGGGGUGCCUGCUAACUGCCAGGACCCGCAUGGUUGGACAGCUGUCCACCACGCCUCUUUCAAGGGUCAUCUCAUGCUGAUCAAGUUCCUGUUGCAAACUGGCCAGGUGGAGGUAAAUAGCCAAGACUUCUUCAACUGCACUCCCCUGCACCGCUCUUGCAGCGGAGGAAACCCCGAGACCACAGCCUUUCUCCUCCAGAAGGGGGCAUCACAUUCAGAAAGGUCCUGCUCUGGCCAGACGCCCCUUCACCUGGCUGCAGCCAGCGGAUACCUGUGCACGGCACGGGUUUUGCUCCAGCACUUGGCCUCACCGAACGCCCAGGACUUUCACAAGUGGACACCCUUGCAUUGGGCGAUUUUUGGAGGCUGGGGGGACGUGGCGGAGCUUCUGCUAGAUAAUGGGGCAGAUGUGGAGGGAGGAAAAGGUGUGGGCAUGAGCCCUCUGCAGCUGGCAGUGUUGACAGGGAAUGAGGCGGGGGUGAGACUGCUGUUGCACCGAGGCGCAGAUGCCAAUAUGAGGGGUCCUAAUGGGCGCACAGCCAUGCACCUUUGUGCCUACUCUGGAGACAAGAAGAUCCUUCAGCAGCUGUUAACAGGAGGGGCCAAGGUUGAUGUCAGGGAUGGAGAUGUGGCGUCUCCGCUGCAUCUGGCUGCCCGCAGUGGCUCCAGGGCUGUAGUGCACUUGUUGAUUCUGAACGGAGCAGGACUUGAGGACAGGGACAACCUCAAAAUGACACCACUGCACUACUCAGCACUCAGGGAUAAUGUUGAGGCUGCCAAACUGUUGCUGCAUUACGGGGCAGAUGUGAAUGCUGUGGAGAGGCUCGGACAGACACCUUUGCACCUGGCCUCAGAGAGGGGUCACUGCAAGGUCUUCAAGGUUCUGCUAGACAAAGGUGCUGAUCCUGCUGUAAGGAGCAGCUGGAGAGAGACAGCAGAGGACGUUGCAAGAACACACAAUAUGAUAGGCAUCGUCCAGCUUCUUCAGCAACACCAGACUGUCAGGAUGAGCGAUCGAGUUCAGGACGGUGUGCAGAGAUAGAAGAAAAAACAGUGAAUUAAGGCCUGAUCACAC
Molecule: messenger RNA, 1578 nt
Organism: Rhinichthys klamathensis goyatoka
Lineage: Eukaryota; Metazoa; Chordata; Actinopteri; Cypriniformes; Leuciscidae
Gene: ankrd67
Product: ankyrin repeat domain 67
Exons: 5
Coding region: 241-1545 (434 amino acids)
Cellular component (GO): cytoplasm
Molecular function (GO): protein binding
Source: RefSeq, a predicted model, not a curated record